AUGCCGGCUUUCAACAUGAGUACAAGACAGAAUGGGAUAUACCAUCGUUACUAGCAACUCAUAUAUUUCCUUAUUUAACAUCCACAACAUUCUUUUUAAAUCCUUGUGAUCUAAGUUAAACAACUCAUUCGGGUGGAAUCGAAAAAUGGAAGAGAGUGGUGGAGAUAAGAAAGAUGGGCUUUUUAGAUAUGCCGAAGGGUACGAUAAGCUUCUUAUGUUUUUUGGGACGUUAGGGAGCAUCGGAGAUGGGUUGCAGAUCCCGUUAAUGAUGUAUGUGCUUAGCGAUGUCAUUAACAUUUAUGGAAACCGGGAUGCCAAGGUCACUAACUCUACCGUUGAUAAGUAUUCUCUCAGGUUGCUCUAUGUUGCAAUAUUAGUUGGCCUAUCUGCUUUUGUUGAAGGACUAUGUUGGGCUAGGACCGCCGAGAGACAAACUUCUCGAAUGAGAUUAGAGUACCUGAAAUCUGUCCUUAAACAAGAUGUAGCUUUCUUUGACACCCAAGAAGCUGGAUCAUCUACAACAUACCAAGUUGUUUCAACUAUCUCAGCUGAUUCCAACACAAUCCAAAUCACAAUUGGAGAAAAGAUACCGAAUUGUAUUGCCUACUUGUCAUCCUUCUUCUUCUGCCACGCGUUCGCAUUCGCUCUAUCGUGGCGGCUUACACUGGCGGCUCUUCCAUUCUCUGUCAUGUUUCUUGUUCCGGCUCUCGGAUUUGGUAAACACAUGAUGGAUGUAGCAAUGGCUAUGGUUGCAUCAUAUGGCACUGCUGGUAGUAUUGCAGAACAAGCAAUUUCCUCCAUAAGAACUGUUUAUUCUUAUGUUGGAGAGAAUCAAACCCUUUAUCAGUUCAGCAAGGCCCUGCAAAAGACCAUGGAGUUAGGAAUCAAACAAGGUUUGGCUAGAGGACUAAUGCUUGGAAGCAUGGGAAUAAUAUAUGUUAGUUGGGCUUUUCAGGCUUGGGUUGGAUCUCUUCUUGUCACUAAACAUAAUGAAAAGGGUGGAGAUGUAUUUGUGGCGGGAUUUAAUGUGCUCAUGGGAGGAUUGAAUGUCUUGACAAUACUUCCAAAUCUUACUGCCAUAACGGAGUCGCAAGGGGCUGCUACUAGAAUCAAUGAAAUGAUCAACAGAAAUCCAACUAUAGAUUCUGAAGACAAGAAAGGAAAGGCAUUGUCAUACGUAAGAGGCGAAAUCGAAUUCAAGGGGAUCUAUUUUAGCUACCCAUCAAGGCCAGAUACUACAAUUCUACAAGGUUUAAAUCUACGAGUACCAGCCGGGAAAACUGUUGGUCUAGUUGGAGGCAGUGGUUCAGGAAAAUCGACCAUUGUGUCGCUGAUCCAACGGUUUUAUGAUCCGCAAGAGGGUGAAAUUAUCUUGGAUGGAUACAAGAUAAAGAAACUUCAUCUCAAAUGGUUAAGAUCACAAAUGGGUUUGGUUAAUCAAGAGCCCAUUCUAUUUGCAACAUCUAUUAAAGAGAAUAUAUUGUUUGGGAAAGAAGGAGCAUCCAUGGAUGAUGUUGUAGCAGCAGCCAAGGAUGCGAAUGCACACGAAUUCAUUGUUAAGUUGCCAGACGGAUAUGAAACCAAUGUUGGACAAUUUGGAUUCCAGCUAUCAGGUGGGCAAAAGCAACGAAUCGCGAUCGCUCGUGCUCUAAUAAGAGAUCCAAAAAUCCUGCUACUUGAUGAAGCUACAAGUGCGCUCGAUACACAAUCCGAAAGAGUCGUGCAAGAAGCCAUAGAUCAAGCAUCGGUUGGGAGGACGACAAUAACAAUUGCACAUCGCCUCUCAACAAUUAGGAAGGCUAAUCUAAUCUACGUGCUUCAAUCAGGGAAAGUAAUUGAAUCGGGUUCACAUGAUGAGCUAAUGCAAAUGAACAAUGAGUAUUUCAAAAUGGUUCAGUUGCAGCAAUCUGCUCCAGAAACUCAAUUCAUUGAGAGAUCUAGCAAUCACACUAGUCAUCAUAGAGCCAUGGUUGCACCAAGUCCGGUAAGUACAAUGUCAAGUGCACCAGGAACCCCAUCUCUAAACCCAUUCAGUCCGGCAUUCUCUCUUAGCGCACCUUAUUCUGUCCAAUUUGAUGCGUCAUAUGAUAGCGAAGACGAAGAUAGUUACUCAAACAAACGAUCUUACCAAGCUCCUUCCCAGUUGCGGUUACUGCAAAUGAAUGCACCCGAAUGGCGACAAGCCUUGUAUGGGUGCUUUGGAGCUUUAGCUUCCGGUGCAGUCCAACCAAUUAACGCUUACUGUGUAGGCGCAAUGAUUAAUGUUUACUUCAGGCCUGACAAAUCUACCAUUGUGCGCCAUGCAAGAAACUACUCAUUUGUGUUCUUAGGACUUGGAGUUUUCAACUUCUUAACUAGUGUCAUCCAACACUAUUAUUUCGCGGUAAUGGGAGAAAAGUUAACCACAAGAAUAAGAGAGAAACUACUCGAAAAACUCUUGACUUUCGAGAUUGGAUGGUAUGAUCUAGAUGAAAACACGAGUGCAGCUAUUUGUGCGCGUUUGUCAACUGAAGCUAACAUGGUUCGUUCACUCGUUGGAGACCGUUUAUCUUUACUAACUCAAGCGGUUUUUGGCGCAUUUUUUGCGUAUGGACUAGGACUUAUACUCUCAUGGAGGCUAGCCUUGGUGUUAAUGGCUGCACAACCCUUUCUCAUUGGUAGUUUCUAUGCUAGAAGUGUUCUAAUGAAAAGUUUAUCUGAAAAGGCUCAAAAGGCCCAAAAAGAAGGUAGUCAGUUAGCGAGUGAAGCAGUGGUUAACCAUCGAACGAUAACCGCAUUCUCUUCACAGAAACGAGUAGUUGGACUGUUUAAGGACACCUUAGAAGGUCCUAGGAAAGAAAGCAUAAGGCAAUCUUAUUACUCAGGUAUCGGUCUAUUUAGUUCUCAGUUUCUUGCAGCAGCAUCAACAGCAUUGGCAUAUUGGUAUGGUGGUAGGUUAUUAACAGAAAGAUUAAUAGCUCCAGAGAAGCUUUUUCAAGCAUUUCUAUUAUUGUUGUUCACCGCAUACACAAUAGCCGACGCCGGAAGCAUGACUAAAGACAUCUCAAGAGGAAGCAACGCGGUUGGUGCUGUCUUCGCAGUUCUUGACAAAAAAAGCGAAAUCGACCCAGAUACUUCAUGGGGCCGUGAUAUUAUCAAAGGCUCCAUUCGGGGUCGUGUUGAGUUAAAAAAUGUGUUCUUUGCAUACCCGUCUAGACCGGAUCAAAUGGUGUUCAAAGGACUAAACCUUAAAAUAAGACAAGGUACUUCAAUGGCGCUUGUUGGCCCGAGUGGAUCUGGGAAGUCUACCAUCAUAGGGUUGAUCGAAAGGUUCUACGACCCGUUGAAAGGUGGUGUAUUUAUCGAUGAACGGGAUAUAAAAGACUAUAACUUACGAGCUUUAAGGUCACAUAUCGCGUUAGUGAGUCAAGAACCAACCCUUUUUGCUGGCACUAUCCAUGAAAACAUUGCCUAUGGGAAACCAGAUGCUACAGAAUCUGAGAUCAGGAAGGCUGCAAUGAAAGCCAAUGCUCAUGAAUUCAUAAGUGGAAUGAAAGAUGGUUAUGACACAUACUGUGGAGAAAGGGGAGUGCAACUCUCCGGUGGUCAAAAACAAAGAAUAGCAUUGGCUCGUGCAAUGCUCAAGAACCCGAGUAUUCUAUUGUUGGACGAGGCAACAAGUGCUCUUGAUACAGUGUCUGAGAGUCUUGUUCAAGAAGCAUUGGAGAAAAUGAUGAAUGGGAGGACAUGCAUUGUGGUGGCUCACCGUCUUUCCACCAUACAAAACUCUGACUCCAUCGCGGUGAUUCAAGAUGGUAAGGUGGCAGAGCAAGGGUCUCAUUCUGAUUUGCUCUCUGUUCGUGGGGGGGCAUACUCGAACCUCGUGAAAAUGCAAGGAGCUAACUCGCCUUACCGGUGAUUCAACACCAUGGUUCAGUGAGUUUGGUACUUCAUUGUUUUGUAAAUUAGUGUGGAAUGGAUUGUAUUUGAGAUGUAUCCUUUAUAUAUUUUUUAAUGAAUAACUACCAAAAUUGAAGUACUAGAAUUUACAUGUUAA
Messenger RNA from Helianthus annuus (common sunflower), 4036 nucleotides. Its product is annotated as putative multidrug resistance protein. Gene Ontology annotation, molecular function: ATP binding; ABC-type transporter activity; ATP hydrolysis activity. Gene Ontology annotation, biological process: transmembrane transport. The coding region runs from base 146 to 3898 and encodes 1250 amino acids. Gene Ontology annotation, cellular component: membrane. Lineage: Eukaryota; Viridiplantae; Streptophyta; Magnoliopsida; Asterales; Asteraceae. The transcript is spliced from 7 exons. The record is from RefSeq and is a predicted model, not a curated record.